AUGGCUGUACUCCGACUGAAGGUCGUGGUCCAACCCCGAGAGCAGAUCUCUCCUCGGCCUGGCUUUUUCAGCUCCCUGAUUGGAGGGAGCAACCACAAUGAGCAGAGUCAGGACGAAACCAAUACACCCCGAAAGUGGCCGUCUUUCCUACUCUUGAUCCGCAAUCCGGACGAGACGUCGCUCGGAGACUUGGUGAACCUGAUUCAAGCCAAAUGGCGAUCACUGCGACCUAGUGAAGAACUCCUCCAAGUCAAAAAACUCCUGAACGACGCCGAUCCGGAGAUCGAUUAUGAAGUCCACGACACAGUUGCCGAUGUUUGGAUUGAUCACGGGAAGUUCGAAAGAGAAGGGUACGAUCAGUACGGCACCGUUCGCGUGGUUCAGAAGCCUCCGACAACGCCCCUCGCAUCCUCCCCGCAACGAUUUCCUUCGGUUGUUCAGGAUUGGGAUGGUGCCGCGCAAGAUGCAAGACGGCGAUCUCUCUUGGCAAAGAGUGCCAUCGGGAAGGUCUCUCCAAUCCUCGAAGGGGACGAGAUGGAGGAUGAGCCCGACAACAUCCCGCUUGAGUCGGUAGAAGAGGAUCAUGUUACGAUUCGACAGACUCCUUCAGUUACCCACCAUGCCAGCGAGGAGCUUGGCGAGGUCUCUCCCCGUGUUACGGAGUGUCCGGCUGCCUUCUUCGAGCAGGAAUCGCAGCCGCAAAAACGCAAGUACAGUCCUCAGCAGACUGAGCCGUCCAAGCGGCUUCGGAUUGAGCCUGAAAUCCAAGAUCCUUCUCCCAACGCGCGCCUCAGCUUGAACAUGACGGCCACGCCCAUCCAGAACCUGGCGAAUCAUAACAUCAUUCCCACAGAUCUGGCUUCCAGCCCAGCGUCCAUGCCGCCACCUCCUCUCCCGCAUGCUGCGUUCACGGCGCUCCAGAAGACUCCGGUGCCACAACACACACCCUCCUCCUUCAGAUCCGAUCACGCUACUCCUCCCAGUAGCCAGCCGACUAGCUCCCAGGGAGAGCGCUUUCACCUGUAUGUGAAGAGGGACCAGCAAGAGAUUCACAACCUCGAGGCUCUACUUCGGGAUCCAACGACGAAUCCUGAAGUCUGCCCGCUCUUGCAGGAAAUGCGUGAGAUCCAUGCAAAGAUCCAAAACCUCGAGCAAGGCGUGAGGACCAAUCAAACCCCAAGGAGUAUCAAAAAUCUUCGGAAGACGCUUUCGCGUCGCCGAAACCGCGUUGAAACGCACCGGAGCAAAGGCACGCUGCACAGACCUCAUGCUAACGGACAUGUGACCGGAAACAAGGCUGGGAACGUGACUGUGGGCGUCGCUACGGAGCCAGUCGAGGAUUCCCAGGUUCAGCCACCUCUUCCUACAGCUGGAACGACCAUUCCUCGCGAUGUAGCUUCCCCCGAGCUGUGGUAG
Penicillium canariense is the source of this 1416-nucleotide messenger RNA. RefSeq lists its product as uncharacterized. The coding region runs from base 1 to 1416 and encodes 471 amino acids. The transcript is spliced from 2 exons. The record is from RefSeq and is a predicted model, not a curated record. Lineage: Eukaryota; Fungi; Ascomycota; Eurotiomycetes; Eurotiales; Aspergillaceae.